Messenger RNA from Rubroshorea leprosula, 765 nucleotides. Lineage: Eukaryota; Viridiplantae; Streptophyta; Magnoliopsida; Malvales; Dipterocarpaceae. The record is from the annotation of a GenBank genome assembly.
CAAGAGACUUUCAAGCUUUAGUUGGUAAAACCGUAAAGUUAAUCACCGCAACCAUACAAAUCCAAAGUCAAACUAACAUUCUCUCGCCAUCACUCUCCUUCCAGUUCCAAUUUUAUCUCUAACGUCCGCGAUUCUCUUGCAAUUUCCGUCUUUAAAUCCCAACAUUCUUUUCCUUCCAUUUCAUCUUUCCUUUGAAACUUUAGCCUUUUGCAAUUUCCUUUUGCCAAUGUGGCUGAACCAUGAAUGUGCUUCUAUCGGCAGAAUCAAUAGAUUUUAUAAUGAGUGCAACGGCCGUUUCAGCAUCUGCCUGUGGAAAAUUUUCAUUGAUUGCUUCAGCUGCUUUGGAUUAUUUCGUUACAACAGCUCAACCAAAGGACCCUGGCAGCAGCAGCAGCAGAUGGGUCCGGUGGUGGCAGCCGGCAGCAGCAGCAGAGCAGAUGGCUUUGGCUGAACAGCAGCAGCAGCAGAUGGGUCCGGUGGUGGCAGCAGCAUAUGGUCCGGCAGCAACAGCAGAUGACUCCGGUGGCAGCAGCAGCAGCAGCAACAGCAGGGAAACUGAAGGUGAGAUGGACGUGAGAGAUGUGUGAAGCUGCAGUUAAAGAGAUUGAGUGAUGGGAAUUAAAAUAAAUUAGGGUUAGGGUUAGGGGAAUGGGUUGGGUUGGGUUGGGUUGGGAGUUGGGUUGGGUUGGAUAGUAUUGGGUUAAAUUUAAUUGUAAUUGGAUUAAAUUUGGGUUUGGGUUUAAAGAAUAAAUUAAUUUUAAAAUA